AUGGCCGCCCAAGGAGCCUCGGGUGACAUGAAGAGCCCUUAUGAUUCUUCCUCCAGGGAGUCGGCUCGGAAUCCAGAGGCUGCUUUGAUGGCAUCUGAAGCAUAUUCAAUUGGCCAUGGCGAUAAGGCGGAUUUUCAAGAUAUGCUGCGUCUGGGGAAAAAGCAGGAGUUCAAGAGAAACUUCAAUCUGCUGUCGACUCUGGGCUUUAUCUCGAUUUAUAUGGCAACUUGGGAGUUUGUGCUGGUUUCUCUGAGUGCAGGUUUCUCGAAUGGAGGAUUUGGUGGUCUUUUCUGGGUGUUCAUUGGCACUGUUACGUGCUACAGCACAAUUGUUGCAUCUCUCGCUGAGAUGACGAGUAUGGCGCCAACAAGUGGGGGACAAUAUCAUUGGGUUUCGGAAUUUGCGCCUGCUGGUCAACAGAAGUUCCUCAGUUAUGCUGCAGGAUGGAUGAGUACACUUGGAUGGCUGGCCAGUGUAUCCAGCAGUGUGUUUGUGAUGACAAGUCUUAUCGAGGCGAUCAUUGAUGUCUCUAAUCCUGACUACCUUUUCAAAGCCUGGCAAUAUACACUGAUCAUGUUAGCCUUUCUCAUCAUCACCAUCUUCUUUAAUACCUGGGGAGCGAGAACUCUGCCGAAGCUUGAAGUCCUUUCGCUGUUUGGACAUCUUGGAGGGUUUUUGGUCGUGAUGAUCCCGCUACUUGUCAUGGCACCGAAGAACUCAGCGAAAGAGGUGUUUACCGAGGUCGUGAACAAUAGUGGAUGGAAAAACACUGGGACAUCGUGCUUAAUCGCACAAGUUACUGUGAUGUAUUGCAAUCUUGGAUCCGAUAGUGCUGUCCACAUCUCCGAAGAGGUCGAGAACGCAUCUAUCAACGUCCCUCGAGCUAUGUGGUGGAGUUACAUCCUCAACUUAACAAUGGGAAUUACCAUGCUUAUUGUCAUGCUCUUCUGUAUUGGGCCCUUGGACGGCGUUCUAGAAGCACAAUCGCCAUAUCUCGCGCUCUUCAAGAAUACAGGAUCCGAUGCAACUGCCACCGCUCUGCUCGUCAUUCUCUUCCUGCUCAUCUCGCUGGGUAACAUUACUGCGCUAGCCACUACUUCGAGAGAGAUGUGGGCAUUCUCUCGUGAUAAGGGUUUCCCGUUCUCGCGCUGGAUUUCGAAGAUGAACCACAAACGCCAAGUCCCUGAUAACUCCGUCUACCUGACGUCCAUCAUCGCCGGUAUCCUUUGCCUCAUCAACCUCGGUUCCACAUUUGCCUUUAACAUCAUCGUCUCUCUGACUCUCCUCGCCCUCCUCUCCACUUACAUGAUCUCCAUCGGCUGCGUCCUCCGCAAACGCUUACUCGGUGAACCUCUCCCACCGGCCCGCUGGUCCCUCGGUCGAUUCGGUAUCCCUAUCAACAUGUUCGCAUUCUUCUAUUGUGGAUUUGUUAUGGUAUUUGCGUGCUUCCCAGCGGAGUUGCCGGUGGAUACGUCUUCGGCAAACUGGGCGCCGGCUGUGUGGGCGGGUGUGCUGGUAUUGAGUGUGGUUAUCUAUGUUGUGCAUGGUAGGAAACACUACACUUCCCCUGUAGUAUUUGUGGAGGGCAGGAGGGCGGAGGGCACGGAAUUGCAGGGUGUGAGUUAA
Cadophora gregata is the source of this 1626-nucleotide messenger RNA. RefSeq lists its product as uncharacterized. Bases 1 to 1626 code for a protein of 541 amino acids. The transcript is spliced from 7 exons. The record is from RefSeq and is a predicted model, not a curated record. NCBI's taxonomy places the organism in Eukaryota, Fungi, Ascomycota, Leotiomycetes, Helotiales, Ploettnerulaceae. Gene Ontology annotation, biological process: transmembrane transport. Gene Ontology annotation, cellular component: membrane. Gene Ontology annotation, molecular function: transmembrane transporter activity.